Brassica napus (rape) is the source of this 1149-nucleotide messenger RNA. RefSeq lists its product as uncharacterized. Lineage: Eukaryota; Viridiplantae; Streptophyta; Magnoliopsida; Brassicales; Brassicaceae. The transcript is spliced from 4 exons. The coding region runs from base 1 to 1149 and encodes 382 amino acids. The record is from RefSeq and is a predicted model, not a curated record.
AUGAGUAGCAACAUAUUUUUGGAGUGUGAAACAGAGAGAGACGAGGCAGGGAUGGAAGAAAAUGAAAGAGAUGCAGAGAGAUAUGAGUAUGAAAGAGAUACUGAGAGAGAUACUGAGAGAGAUAGGUCUCCAUGUUAUGAAGAAGCAAGAGUUGAGAGAAAUGUGAGGGAUUUUGUAGAUGAAGAUGUUGAUUUGUUUGCUACACCUGUCGGCUCAGAUGAUGAUCAAGAUGCUAAUGAAGGAAAUGGUUACUUCACAUACAAGAAAGGCAGUGGUGAGCUUCAGUUAAAACAAGCCUUUGAUAGUUUACAGGCUUUCAAGCAAGCGAUGGUAGAUUAUGUGUUAAAAUAUGGUUGGAAUGUGAAGUAUGUCCGUUGGGAUAAAGACAAAUCUGAACUCAAAUGUGCUAGUGAAACAGAAGAAGGAGAAGAAGCUUGUAUGUGGAGGAUAUACUGCUCCUAUGAAGCACCAUUGCAAAAAUGGAUGGUUAAAGUGUAUGUGAAGGAUCAUAGUUGCAGUAAAAGUGGGUACUCAAGGCUGAUUAUACAAGAAGUCAUUGCCAAGUUGUUCAAAGAUGAUCUUAGAGACGACCCCAAGAUUAUGCCAAAGGAGAUAUUGGUUGAUAUUCAGAAGCGUUGGGAAUUGACGGUGACCAUAGAUCAGUGUAGAAAUGCAAAGACAAGGGCUUUAGAAAUGAUCAAAGAGGAGAAUGAUCAGCAGUUCUCAAGGCUUAAAGAUUACCGGCUAGAGUUGUUAGAGUCCAAUGAGGAUUCAACGGUAGAGCUCGAGACAUUCAACGGAGAUGAUGGUUCAGAUGUUUUCAAUAGAUUUUACGUUUGCUUUUCUGCAUUGAAGAAGACUUGGUGUGCUCACUGUCGACCGAUCUUUGGUCUUGAAGCAUGCUUCCUCAAGUGCACAACAAAGGGUCAGUUGUUAGCAGCUGUUGGCAGAGAUGCAAAUAACCAAAUGUUUCCUAUAGCGUGGGCUGUUGUUGACGUCGAGAGUGAAGACAAUUGGGUUUGGUUUAUUGAGAAAUUGCAGACGGACCUGAAUCUCCAUGAUGGUGAAGGCUUCACUAUCAUAUCAGAUAGACAAAAGGAUGUGUGCAAGACAUAUUUACGCAAACUUAAAGAAGAAACAUCCGCAUAG